Molecule: messenger RNA, 1071 nt
Organism: Aspergillus candidus
Lineage: Eukaryota; Fungi; Ascomycota; Eurotiomycetes; Eurotiales; Aspergillaceae
Product: alpha/beta hydrolase
Exons: 3
Coding region: 1-1071 (356 amino acids)
Molecular function (GO): hydrolase activity
Source: RefSeq, a predicted model, not a curated record
AUGGCUGAAUUCGCGAAAUACUCUGAAAUAAGCCCUCAAUGGACCCAGUUUGUUGCGUCCAAUCCCCAACUCACCAAUCUCGACCGCGUCGGUAUAGUCGAGCGGAAGCGCAUCUUCAUUGAUAUCGAAGCAAAUAACCCACCACGACAAAUUCCGGAUGAUAUUGAUGUCACCGAUCAGUCAGUCAAGGUGACGAACUUCACGAUCCCCGCUCGGGAUGGCUAUGAAAUUCCCGUGCGGAGCUAUGUCGCCACAACGGACCGGCCAGCAACCCGUGGGCGCCCUCUCCUGAUCUACCUCCAUGCAGGGGGAUUCCUGUUUGGAGACCUGGACAGUGGCGACCUGAACUGCCGCGUCCUCGCCAUCAAGUUGAACAUCGCUGUCCUGAACGUGGGGUACCGGCUUGCUCCCAAGUGGCCGUUUCCGCAUGGCGUGAAUGACAGCUAUGAUGCCACAGAAUGGGCCGCUGCAAAUGCAGAGACCUAUCUUGAUGCGUCUCCUGCAACGGCCGGCUUCCUCGUCGGGGGGAUUUCAUCAGGAGCCAACUUCGCCGGGGUAAUCGCAUAUACUGCGCGCGAUGCAGGGCUCUCACCACCCAUUACAGGCCUUUUCAUCUCCAUUCCUGUCUGUCUCAUGCCACAGGCGUACCCUCUCACGCCGCCAGAGUGGACUGAGAAGUAUCUGCUCAGUUUAGAGCAGAAUGCCGAGAACCCAUUACUAACCCGUAAAUCACUGACCGAUAUCCAAGAAAUAUACGGAUGCGACCCAGCGGAUCCCCGUAUUUCGUUCCUCUUGAACAAGGAUCACUCGGGGCUGCCGGGCCGUGCAUAUUUCCAGAUCUGCGGACGGGACCCUUUGCGUGACGAAGCGUUUCUGUGGCAAAGACUGUUGGAGAAGGAUUCCGGGACACGGAGCAAGAUCCACCUCUAUUCAGGGCAACCGCAUGGGUUCUGGAGGUUUCUGCACAUGGAUGUGAGCCAGCGCUGGUUGGCGGAUGUCGUGGAGGGGAUUGGCUUUUUGUGUGCAGCCGAGGAGCCCAGUCAGCAGACGGAGCUGAUUGUCAAGGUCUAG